AUGCCUUUGAAGGAUCAUAGUCGUAAAUACGACAUCGUGGUAUUUGGAGCUACUGGCUACACCGGUCAUCGUGUCGCCCAGCACAUUGCCUCACAAUUCCCUAUAAAUCUAAGAUGGGCCAUCGCCGGACGCUCAGAGGCGAAGCUCCACGAGAUCGCCCAGGAGUGUGAGAAGAUAAAUCCCGACAGGACUCAGCCUCAGAUCGAAAUAUGCAAUCUCAACCAGGAGGAGGUAGACUCAUUGGCAAAGACAUCAUUCGUCCUCAUCACUUGUGUCGGACCCUUCGCCAAGCAUGGAGAGUUCGCCUACAAGGCCUGCGCCAACCAUGGCACUCACUACCUUGACACCACAGGAGAAGCGCCCUUCACAAAGUCCAUGAUCCAAAAGUACGAAAACGCAGCCAAGACCUCUGGCGCCAUCAUGCUCUCGCAGGUGGCCGUGCAGUCCGCACCCGCCGACAUCAUCACCUGGACACUAGCAAAGAACCUCAAAGAGAAGCUCGACGCAGAUACCGGUAAAGUUACCGUCGUCACAUCCAUAGACUCCGCACCCUCAGGCGGCACCAUCGCCAGCGCCCUCUCCUUAUUCGAAACCUUCAGCCUCUCCCAAAUCCGCAACGCCUUCAAACCCUACAACUUCUCCCCCGUCGCAAACCCCACCCGCCGCCCCCGCGACCCCUCCAACUUCCUCACCCCUCUCACAGGCCUGCGCACUCUCCCCGACCUAGGCCGCGUCACCACCUCCAUCGCCAACCGCGUCGACGGCAACAUCGUCGAGCGCUCCUGGGGCCUCCACCAGACCCUGCCCUCUCUGAGGGCCCGCGUCGCUUACGGCCCGCACUUCUCCUGGGCCGAGUAUGCUUCUGCUCCGAGUGCAUUGCAGGGCGCGGCUGGACACCUCGGUCUCAUGGUCGGUGGAGCGGUUCUUACUCUUCUGCCGCCCGUGAGGUGGCUUGUUAAGAAGUUCGUGUUUGCUCCUGGUUCGGGUCCGAGCGUUGAGGCGGCGAAGAAUGAUUCGGUUGUGUUUAGGGCUGUUGCCGAGCCUGAUCCCCCGAAGGAGGGGAAGAGGGCUUUUGGUCAGGCUGAGUACCAUGGAAGCAUGUAUACUUUUACGGCCGUGCUGAACUCGCAGGCGGCACUUACGAUCUUGGAGGACAAGCUUGACUUGGAAGGCGGGUGUUAUACACCUGCAUGUCUGGGCCAAGGGUACAUUGAUAGGCUGGCUAAGCAGGGAUUUGCCAUCAAAUCCGAGAUUCGAGAAUAG
Scedosporium apiospermum is the source of this 1263-nucleotide messenger RNA. RefSeq names its product Saccharopine dehydrogenase. The record is from RefSeq and is a predicted model, not a curated record. The transcript is spliced from 5 exons. NCBI's taxonomy places the organism in Eukaryota, Fungi, Ascomycota, Sordariomycetes, Microascales, Microascaceae. Gene Ontology annotation, biological process: glycolipid biosynthetic process. Gene Ontology annotation, cellular component: plasma membrane; lipid droplet; mitochondrion. Bases 1 to 1263 code for a protein of 420 amino acids.